Molossus molossus (Pallas's mastiff bat) is the source of this 1257-nucleotide messenger RNA. RefSeq names its product PYM homolog 1, exon junction complex associated factor (gene PYM1). Gene Ontology annotation, molecular function: RNA binding. The record is from RefSeq and is a predicted model, not a curated record. Gene Ontology annotation, cellular component: exon-exon junction complex; cytoplasm. Gene Ontology annotation, biological process: exon-exon junction complex disassembly. The transcript has 5 exons. Lineage: Eukaryota; Metazoa; Chordata; Mammalia; Chiroptera; Molossidae.
AUGCUGCAUUUUGCCUCGCUGUGGAGGUUCCAAAACGGGCUUUCCUUGGACUCAGGUCCCAGGAAGCCGAGCUUCACCAACCCUCCGAGAGAGUGAGAGGGAUGGAGGGGAAGAAGAUCAGGACUCCACUUCCGGUGGGGAGGGGGGCGGGACCCCAGCCCGCUCACGCCGGAAGUGGUUUGCGUUUUCAAGAUGGCGACUCCCUAUGUAACUGACGAGACCGGCGGCAAGUACAUUGCCUCAACACAGCGACCCGACGGGACCUGGCGCAAGCAGCGGAGGGUGAAAGAAGGCUAUGUGCCCCAGGAGGAGGUCCCAGUGUAUGAGAACAAGUAUGUGAAGUUUUUCAAGAGUAAACCAGAACUGCCUCCAGGGUUGAGCCCCGAGGCCACUGCUCCUGUCAACCCAUCAAGGCCUGAAGGUGGUGAGUCAGGCCUCUCUAAGACAGCCAAACGCAACCUGAAGCGGAAGGAGAAGAGGCGGCAGCAGCAUGAGAAAGGGGAGGCAGAGGCCUUGAGCCGGACUCUGGAUAAGAUGUCCCUGGGAGACGCAGCUCAACUCCCCAGUGCUCCACAGGGCUCCCAAGCAGCCCCUACAUCUGCCUCUGACCAGCCUGACCCAGCUGCCACCACCGAGAAGGCCAAGAAGAUAAAGAACCUAAAGAAGAAGCUUCGGCAGGUGGAAGAGUUGCAGCAACGGAUCCAGGCUGGAGAAAUCAGCCAGCCCAGCAAAGAGCAGCUGGAGAAGCUAGCAAGGAGGAGGGUGCUGGAGGAGGAGCUUGAGGACUUGGAGCUCGGCCUGUGAGGCCUUUGGGGAAUAGGGAGUGGACUGCAGAACAAACCAUGGGGCUUUCUGGGGUCCUGGAGAACAUGAGCAACAGCAGUCAGGAGGGGUCCCCCCCAGUACUGGCUCAGUUUCAUCUUUCAUAGCCCAGCUCUGUCCUCCAGAGCCUAGCCUCUCCUUCAUUCCUUUCCUUUUCUUCCAAACUCCUAUUUUUUGGACUUUUCCCCCCUGCAUUCCCAGUGUUCAAAAAUCCCGCUGACUGCCCCAGUUUCCUUUGCCGCUGAUUUGGGUAUCUCGUUCAAAAGAAAAUUGGGUGGGUGGGAAUCUCUGAGAACUGAGGGUAAGGGUAGGGGAAGUACGCCCAAGUCUUGGUUCCUGUUCACAGUGUUUAUGACUUAUUUCCCCCUCCAUCCCUGACCUUUUUUUUUUUUUUUUUUUUUUUAAAGAACAGAAUAAACAAGUAGACAAAUUGUC